Acanthoscelides obtectus is the source of this 708-nucleotide messenger RNA. The record is from the annotation of a GenBank genome assembly. NCBI's taxonomy places the organism in Eukaryota, Metazoa, Arthropoda, Insecta, Coleoptera, Chrysomelidae.
AUGGCGGCAGUAUAUGCGUCCUUGAAGAUCCCAAAGACCUCAAUUCAAAAAAUUUUACAUGAAGAAUUAGGAGUAAGAAAAUUAGUUUCUCGUUGGAUACCCCACCUGUUGACUGAAGAGCAGAAAGCAGCCGGGGUGGUAGGUGAUGAAUCGUGGAUUUACUGUUAUGAACCAGAAAAUAAACGACAGUCGGCUGUUUGGGUGUUCCAAGGUGAAGAAAAGCCAACAAAAGCCAUCCGUUCUCGAAGUGUUUCGAAAAAGAUGGUCGCGACAUGUGUGUCAAAAGCGGGUCACAUUGCAACAGUUCCUCUUAAUGAGCAAAGAACUGUUACUGCGGAUUGGUAUACCACCAUUUGUUUGCCAAAAGUCGUCACCGAGCUUCGAAAAAUCAACCCCGAAAGAAGAAUCAUCGUCCACCAAGACAAUGCAAACUCGCACACAGCCCAAAAAACAAGGCAGUAUUUAACGAAAGAAAACGUGGAAUUAUUGGACCAUCCUCCAUAUAGUCCCGAUCUAAGUCCUAACGAUUUCUUUACUUUCUCGAAAAUUAAAAACAGACUGCGUGGUCAAAGGUUCCAGUCACCAGAAGAAGCAGUUGACGCAUUCAAAAAUACCGUUUUGGAUCUGCCAGCAAACGAGUGGAAUAAGUGCUUCGAAAAUUGGUUCGAGCGCAUGCAGAUAUUCAUAUAUGAACAAGUCAUUGAAUAA